Molecule: messenger RNA, 1530 nt
Organism: Cryptomeria japonica (Japanese cedar)
Lineage: Eukaryota; Viridiplantae; Streptophyta; Pinopsida; Cupressales; Cupressaceae
Product: leucine-rich repeat receptor-like serine/threonine-protein kinase At2g14510
Exons: 8
Coding region: 1-1530 (509 amino acids)
Biological process (GO): protein phosphorylation
Molecular function (GO): protein kinase activity; ATP binding
Source: RefSeq, a predicted model, not a curated record
AUGGAGAAGAUUACUUGCAAAAAUAGAGGUCUAUCUAUUCUCCAUGUCACCAUGAACAUCCUUGGGCUUUUUGUCUCAGUUUCUGCUCAGCCAGGUUUCCUCAACAUUGAUUGCGGGGGGAGAAGGAAUUCCAUCGAUUCAGAGACGAAUAUGAGCUGGAUAGUGGAUGCUAAUUAUGUAGAUGUUGCCCACACAGCAAAUGUUUCUAUGCCAAAUACACCAUUCUACAUGCAGUCUCUGCGUUUUUUCCCAAAGCCUCUGAAUAAGUCUUGUUAUCGGUUGCCUGUGAGUCCUAAUGUAAACUAUCUCUUAAGACUCUGGUUUCCUUUUGGUAAUUACAAGGAAUCCCAAAAACUUCCUAGCUUUAACGCUUCCUUUGAGACGGAGGGACUCCUUACUCAAAAGGUUCAGUCAAUUAACUAUGCGCAAACCAUACAAUGGACCAGUGAAAAGAUCUUGACAAGUCCGAAUGGUAUACUGUAUGUUUGCUUGAUUCGGACCGUUGAGGACAGCGAUCCUUUUGUCUCUGCAAUCCAGUUGAGAAGUCUGGUGAGUGGGAUGUACAGUUUUCAAGUGAGGCCAGGUAUAAUGUUGAGCUGUUUGGCCCGACAUGAUCUUGGUAAUAAUUCACCCGGCCGUAUCAGGUUACCUGAUGGAAAAGAUGCCGCUGUAAAGCUGCUCUCCUCCUCAAAACAAGGGCUGGCAGAGUUCUUGAACGAGAUCAAUCUUCUCUCUCGAGUGCAUCACAAGAAUUUGGUGUCUUUGAUUGGCUACUGCAACGAAUCAGAAGAACUUAUGCUUGUGUAUGAACAUAUGUGCGGAGGAUCACUUAAUGACCACCUCUACGGCUCUUUAUCAAACACUUGUACGCUUGAUUGGAAAGCAAGACUAGCAGUAGCUUUGGACGCAGCACAAGGACUGGAAUACCUGCAUGUAAACUGCACACCAAAAAUCGUUCAUAGAGAUGUGAAGAGCUCAAACAUCCUUCUCGACAGCAAUCUACGGGCGAAAAUGGCAGAUUUUGGUCUUUCAAAAAUCAUUGGCGAUGAAGUAAUCUCAAGUCACAUAACAACAACCGUCAAAGGAACAGUGGGAUACUUAGAUCCAGAGUAUUUUCAUACGAACAAGUUAACAGAGAAAAGAGACGUUUAUAGCUUUGGAGUGGUUUUGUUGGAGAUGAUAUGCGGGAGGAAAGCAAUUGAUCCAGAGCUAUGCGAAGAAGAGCUAAGCCUUCUGAAAUGUGUAAUGCUACAUGUUGAGGUAAACGACGAUGCUGGUGAUCCAUUGACAGGCAUCAUAGACCAAAGGCUGAUUAUGUCUGAUAUCGACAUGAAAUCUCUCUAUCACAUAUUUGAUCUAUCACUGAAAUGCAUUCUGACAGAAGGAUCCAAAAGGCCGACCAUAACUGACAUAGUAACACAGAUAAAAGAAGCCAUUGAUAUAAUCAAGUCCGAAUAUUCGACAGAAGCGAUAAAUGAGCCUCGGUCCUCAAUAGAGUAUAGCUACAGCCUACUUGACAUUGGCAGAUAA